UCCGCAUACAAUCUGAAUACAUUACCCUACAUCCUUGAACUGCUCACCCUCGAGACCUCGACAUAGACCUAGUACAAGGAACCCAAGGUGAAUCGAUCAAACGAUGCUUUUGGCAUGGCAGCCAGUCAAAACAACAAAGGGUGAAUUAAAGCAGGUCAGCAAACUGACAACCAGCAGAAUUGGCUGUGCAGGAAUUUCCGAGUCGUCAGAGUCUCAACAACCUCAGAAUGAGUGCCAACAAAAUAUUCCUGCGUUACUAUCCGCCAGGACUGGCCGUAAAUUAUCGAACAGCAAAGGGCAAUGAGCGUUUGCGACACUUUGAUUUACUUGACCUAGAUACAAAAACAAACGUAGAACCUUUGGCAGACAGGAUUCUGUUGCAAACUUUAGCUGAGGCGGAGGAGGAUCAAAUACAUACAGAUUCAGAGAAAAAUCCUCCACUUCGUCCUUUAAGUGGAAGUGUCGCUAGAUCUCAAAACACUUUCAGUGCCCUGAAAUUGGCUUUGGAAAAACUGCAGAAAAAACUUAGAGAGCCGGUGAAAAAGAAAUUCUAUCUGCACAAGUGCCACAACUCGCACAUUCUGCCGCUGACUAAUGUGUCCUUCGAUCGGAGUGGCGAUCGCUGUCUUACCGGCAGUUAUGAUCGCACCUGCCACGUGAUCAACACCCAAAACGCUGAGGUGGAACACAUCCUCACUGGCCACGACAAUGUGGUGUUCUCCGUGGGCUUCAAUCAUCCUUAUUGCGACAAGAUUGUGACGGGAUCCUUUGACGGCACCGCCAAAGUUUGGUCCUCUAGUAGUGGUCAAUGCCUGGCAACUUUCUAUGGACACACCGCAGAAUUGGUGGCCGCGGAGUUCCAUCCCAUGAAUGCCAACUCCAUAGCCACUGCUUCCAUGGACGGAACAGCCAGGAUUUACGAUGUGGAAACUUCCCAUGAACUCCAGCAGCUGACUCAUCAUGGAGCCGAGGUGAUUGCAGCGCGGUACAAUCGGGAUGGACAGAUGCUGCUCACGGGUUCAUUCGAUCACACAGCAGCUAUUUGGGAUGUGAGGAGCAAGAGUCUCAGCCAUCAGUUGCGUGGCCACAAUGCCGAGUUGUCAAACUGCAUCUGGAAUUUCAGUGGAUCUCUGAUAGCCACAGGUUCGCUGGACAACACAGCAAGGAUUUGGGAUGUUCGGAAGCUGGAUCAGGAACUCUAUCUAGCCGCCAAACACAGUGACGAGGUGUUGGAUGUUAGCUUCGAUGCGGCGGGCAGACUGUUGGCCACCUGCAGCAGCGAUUGCACCGCAAGGGUUUGGAAACUCGAGGGAUCCUCGGAGCCAGAGAUGCAGUCCCUGAUGGCAGGACACGCGGAUGAGGUGUCUAAGGUGUGCUUCAGUCCCAGCGGCUGCAUGUUGCUCACGGCUUCAGCGGAUAAUACGGCGCGUCUUUGGCUCACAGAAUCCGGUCAGUGCUCCCAAGUUCUCGCCGGUCACGAGGGAGAAGUGUUCAGUUGUGCCUACAGCUACUCAGGCGACGCCAUCCUUACCGCCUCCAAGGAUAAUACUUGUCGUUUCUGGAGGUGA
Messenger RNA from Drosophila ficusphila, 1568 nucleotides. RefSeq names its product dynein assembly factor with WDR repeat domains 1. The record is from RefSeq and is a predicted model, not a curated record. The transcript is spliced from 5 exons. NCBI's taxonomy places the organism in Eukaryota, Metazoa, Arthropoda, Insecta, Diptera, Drosophilidae. Gene Ontology annotation, molecular function: protein binding. The coding region runs from base 228 to 1568 and encodes 446 amino acids.